Messenger RNA from Nematolebias whitei (Rio pearlfish), 2108 nucleotides. RefSeq names its product ankyrin repeat domain 13A (gene ankrd13a). Gene Ontology annotation, cellular component: cytoplasm. The coding region runs from base 186 to 1961 and encodes 591 amino acids. The transcript is spliced from 15 exons. Gene Ontology annotation, molecular function: protein binding. Lineage: Eukaryota; Metazoa; Chordata; Actinopteri; Cyprinodontiformes; Rivulidae. The record is from RefSeq and is a predicted model, not a curated record.
GGCGAAGGCUUCGGAAGGGGAAAGUUGGCUAGUGGCUUGUUACUUGUUUCUUUCUCUACUGUGCUUUCUACCGUAAAAACGAGGAUUAUGUGACGCACAUUUAGUUGUAACUAGCGUGUAGCUGCCGCAGCUUUGAUGGAUGAAAGCAGAGGCUGUCAACAGUGAAAGGCUGGAGGAAGAGGAAGAUGUCCACGGCUAAUGUUAGCGAAAACAUCCGACUGAAGUUUCCCCUGCAUUCCGCAGUUUGGGGGAAUGAUUACAGGAAACUGGAAGAGGAAUUAAGAUUAUCACGGCAUGACGUUGAAGCUGUGGACCCAAGAGGUCGGACCCCUUUGCACCUGGCUGUGUCGCUCGGACACCUAGAGUCAGUGAGAGUCCUCCUGAGACAUGGUGCCGAAGUGACUAAAGAAAAUAGCAACAGCUGGACAGUGCUGCAAGAAGCAGUCAGCACCGGCGAUCCAGAGAUGGUUCAAUUAGUGCUUCAACGUAGAGACUACCUCAAAGCCUCCACUGCGCUGGGAGGAGUGCCUGAACUUCUGCUGAAGAUCAGAGAGUCUCCAGACUUCUAUAUGGAAAUGAAGUGGGAGUUUACCAGCUGGAUCCCCUUUCUGUCCCGGAUUUGUCCAAGUGAUGUUUGUCGCAUCUGGAAAAGUGGCGCCUGCCUGCGAGUGGACGUCACUCUCCUCGGCUUCGAAAACAUGACGUGGAUCAGAGGCCGGAGAAGUUACAUCUUCAGAGGAGACGAAUCGUGUGCAGAGUUGAUGGAGGUGAACCAUGAUGAUAAAGUUGUUGACGUUGAGCGCUUCAACAUAUCUCAAGAAAUGGAAGAUGUCACGCUGGAGUCGAUGCAGCCAGCUGAACAGGAAGUUGCCAAAAGGUUGACGACACCGAUCGUCAACACCUACUUGGACACAAAGAAUAUUGCUUUUGAAAGGAACAAGUCGGGGAUAUGGGGUUGGAAAACGGAGAAAACAGAAGUGAUCCAAGGAUUUGAAGCAAAGGUUUUCAAUGUCAAUAAUGUACAUGUCGUAAUCAGGACGAGAACGGAGCAUUUAACAGAUGAGGAGAAAGCCAGGAUUAAAAGUGAAAGGAAUGUCUUGGAGUCCCUUCUUGGGACAGUGGAGCAGCACAUAAGUGCACAGGGGGAUCUAACUCUUGAGUAUGCAACGGCCACAAAUCCCACUGCAAUCACUCCAGAGGAAUAUUUUGACCCUGACUUUGAGCUGGGCAACAGAGACAUCGGCCGUCCCAUCGAACUGACCGUCCGAACACAAAAAUUCAAAGGAACACUGUGGAUGAGCGAGGAACAUCCUCUGUCCCUGGUGGAGCAGGUGACCCCCAUUAUUGACAUCAUGGCUCGAACCAGUUCCCAUUUUGCAAGACUACGAGAUUUUGUAGCCCUGAAAUUUCCCCCUGGAUUUCCUGUUAAAAUAGAGAUCCCCCUGUUUCAUGUGCUUAAUGCCAGGAUUACCUUUUGUAAUCUGAAUAGCUGCAGAGAUGAAAAUGAAGUGAGUGCAUCUGCAGCCACCACACCGACUUCCUCUGUGGAAAAUGAAGCGGCGACAGCGCUCCCUCCAUUUCAGGUGUGUCCCUCAGUGUUUGAGGUUCCUGCGAGUUAUCACCACAGAGGGGGCAGCCGCCACGUGCACACGCCAAACAACGACGAGGAGCUUUUACAGUACGCCAUCCAUCAGAGUCUUCUCGACCAGGAGAGCGUCUGGAACGUUGAGGAGGAGGAAGAAUUAGCUAAUGUAGUGCCAAUCAGCCAAAAUGACAGGAGUAUCCCCGAGGGGGUGCUGGUGGAGUACGAAGACGCCUCCUGCCCUGCCCCUAACCUCGAGUCAGACCUCCGCCUAGCCAUGGAGCUCUCUGCUCAAACUCAAGAGGAAGAGGCGAGGAUGAGGAAGCAGGAGGAGGAGGAGCUGGAGAGGAUACUGCAGCUGUCACUCAUGGAAAAAUAAAAGGGAAAAGAGGAAACGUUUUCAGAUCCCAGAAGCAACCACCACACCUCAGAGAUCCUUCCUAACCUCUCGAUCCACCUAUGCAACAGCAGGUUUUUCUCUAAUGAAUUAGCCUCAUGCAGGUAAAAUUAACCUUUUUGAUAACGC